AGCAGGAGUCGCCAUGUUGCUGCUGUUGUUGGUGAAGUUUAAAUAAAGAGCUGCAGGAUUUGAAUCACACUGAAGGUGCAGCAUGGAGCUCCCGAACUACAGCCGCCAACUGAUGCAGCAGCUUCACACUUUAAGAAAAGAUGGCCAGUUUUGCGACUGCACCGUUGUGGUGGGCGAUGCGGUUCAUUCAGCUCACAAAGUCGUCCUGGCAGCUUCCAGUCUGCUCUUCAAGUCUUUGCUGGACAGUUCGGACAGUAUCUCCAUCGAUACAACAGUGGUCAGUCCACUGGAGUUCUCAUCUCUGCUGGACCUGGCCUACAUGGGUAAACUGGCACCGGGCCGGCAUGACUUUACCCGCGUCGUUGCUGCCGCUGACAGCCUGCAGAUGUUUGACGUGGCCGUCGGCUGCAAAAACGUACUCGAUGAUGUCAUGAAACGGACGCAGAACCACGGUUCAGGGUCUGCAGUUUCAUCUGAUGAUGCUAAAGCUUUAAAUAAAGAAUGCACAAAUGUUCCUGCUUUCAGUCCUCGUGAGAGAGAAGAGCUGGCACCUGAUUCUGCUCAAAUCCAGAAAGAUUUGGCUUUACAGGAAGCACACCCAAAACAGUUGGGACAGAGAACCAUUUUUACCAUUGAAAUAUCAUGGUAUAAAGAUUAUUAUAAAUACAUUUUUGCAUUAGUAUUUCUUAAUUGUCAGACCUGUGGUGUGUACAUUUUGUGCUCAGACAAGGACAGUGUGGAGCUGCUGUAUAAAAAACGAGAUGAGCUGAUGAAGACCCUGCAGGAGAUUCAGCCGAUGAUUAAACCCCUCUCCGUCUGGGACACACUGCCCAUCCAGCACAGAAAUGCCUUCCUAAUACUGCUGGACCAGAUGAAGAGCCUCAAGUCUGAAGUGGAGUCAAUGCUGCUGGACCAUAAAGUCACAGAUGGAUCUUUGGACGAGUCUUUCAAGUCUUCAGAAUCCCAACAGUACCAAAGCUCAAAACUUACAGAAUACAUCGCCGGUGUGGACAACAUUCAUAAAGUGUUGACCCAGGCAGCGGAUACAUGCACGGACGAGGCUUUAAAAGAGGUGCUGCUGGAGUGUGGCGGAGAAACGAGCUGCAGGGAGGUGUUGAGGAAGGUAGUGAGUGUGCUGAGUGAGAGAGAAAUUGAGGAAACGUUAGUGCUGCUGCUAUUGAAAAAGAUGGAACAAAACACUGCAGACAUGAAGGAACCCAGUGACACUGCAGAAGUGAAAUAUGGUCCACCUGCUCAGAUGGCUGCAGGUUUGGAGAACGAUAAGAAGGAGGAUAAAGAGGAGGAGGAAGAUGAGAAGGUGGAGGAGAAGAAAGAUGGCACCCGGAGGAGGAGGAAGAGCGUGGUUGUGUCCUACACGUGCCAGUGGUGCAAAAGGAUCUUCGACUUUAAGUGUCGUUUGCUGAAGCACAGACAGAAGUGUGUGCUUUCUCCUGACAGAGCUCAGCGCUGUACCGAAUGCUCCCUCACGUUCCCAUCGUCGUCGGCUCUGCAGCAGCACGGCGCCCAGGCUCACGACGGCCCUCCGGCUAAGAAGAAGAAACCCCCGCCUGUACAGUGCGAUAUCUGUGGCAAGGAGUUCAAACACCCGUCUGGCCUGCUGUACCACAAGCGCACCGAACAUCUGGAGGAGAGGCCGUACGCGUGCGAGGACUGCGGUGCCAAGUUUGCCGCCAACUCGUCCCUGAAGAACCACAUGCGCCUGCACACGGGGGAGAAACCGUACCAGUGCGUACACUGUGACAUGAGGUUCACCGUGGCUGCUUCGCUAUCCUACCACACCAAGAAGAAACACGCCGAAGGGAAGAUGUUCGAGUGUCAGUACUGCUCGGCCACGUUUGCUCAGUCCAUCGAACUGACGCGGCACGUCCGCACACACACUGGAGAUAAACCGUACGUAUGCAGACAGUGUGGAAAAGGCUUCAAACAGGCUAACGGUCUCUCUGUGCACCUUCAGGCCUUCCACAGUGUUUCAGAUCCUCAUGACUGUCAGAAGUGUCGGGUGAGCUUUAGCUCUCUGGAUAAACUCCGUGAGCACAUCCAGGAGGUUCAUCCCAAAGAACUGCACCAGUGUCCUGAAUGCAGCAAGAUCUUCAGCUCUGGCGCUCAGCUCGAUAAACACAUGAGCACCCACGAUGGCAGCAAACCCUACAGAUGUAAAAACUGCAACAAAUCCUAUCAGACUCUGUCAGGGUUGUGGUACCACAAUCGUACUAUCCACACAGACAUGGUUAAGGCAGGGGGCAGUCGGCUGGUCUCACGUCCACUGCAGUGCAACAUCUGCGCCAUGACUUUUUGCAACAGGAACAGCCUGUGCAGACACCAGCUAACCAAACAUCCAGAAAUGCAUAAUGUUGCUGAAGGGGUGGAUGAAAAGGUACCACAGGCACCACCAGAUGCUCCUCAAUGGAGGUGUGCGUACUGUCCUCAAGUUCUGAGCAGCGAGCAGGAGUUACAGCAGCACAUAUCGAGUGAACACAUGAACCAGCAGGGAUCUUCGUUUACCUGCGCCGCCUGCGCUCUGUCCUUCGCCUCCGAACCUGAGCUCCAGCAACACUUCCUAGCCAAUCAUGUACAGAUCAUUCAGGAGGAGAAGCUACAUGUCCAGCACUCGUCCUCACAAACGGUCAUCCAGACAGACGAUACCUUAUCUGAAGGGGUGGCGCAGUUAGUCGGACUCGACCGGUCGCAGUCGGAUGAUUCUCAGGUGUUUGUUGCUGUGGGUGAUGGACAGGAGGUGAUGAAUACACCGGGGGUCGUCACUGUCAAUAUGGAGGACUUACUGACAGGCAGAGUCGCACUGAUCUGUGAGGAGAAUCAAUAGUUGGUAAUGAUGUCAAAUUAAACGAAGGUGCGAACAUCAUGAGCACACUGUAGUGGAACUGAGAGCAGUUUUAAUAAAAUGGUUUUCUCCUCA
Messenger RNA from Trichomycterus rosablanca, 2935 nucleotides. It is a transcript of the gene zbtb40, whose product is annotated as zinc finger and BTB domain containing 40. Gene Ontology annotation, molecular function: DNA-binding transcription factor activity, RNA polymerase II-specific; protein binding. The transcript has 15 exons. The record is from RefSeq and is a predicted model, not a curated record. Gene Ontology annotation, cellular component: nucleus. Bases 83 to 2842 code for a protein of 919 amino acids. NCBI's taxonomy places the organism in Eukaryota, Metazoa, Chordata, Actinopteri, Siluriformes, Trichomycteridae. Gene Ontology annotation, biological process: regulation of transcription by RNA polymerase II.